GAGAACAAAGUCAAACAUUGGGACCAACUGGUGGUCAAAAAAGAAAAAAGUCUAAUGAUGAGGUAUCUGGUAAUGAAGAAACUAAUGAUGGAACACCUCAAGCCACGGCAUCAGCAUCACUAGUGGAAGAUAUUGCACAAUCACAAAGAAUGGAUGAUGUGAUUAAAAAGGUUGUACAAGUAAUGCAAGGCAAAUCUUUAAGGGAUAACUCAUUACGGAUAUGGGACUAUGGAGGUCAACUAAUCUACCACAGCAUUCACAGGUUUUACAUGACACCUGAAGGUAUCUUCCUGAUUGUUUUUAACAUUGCUGAUGACCUUGAUGCCUACGCCAUGGUUAUCGAUUCAUCUGGAAAAGUGCACAAACACUACAUGACAAAUCUUGAGUAUUUGCUAUAUUGGAUCCGAUCAGCUUACACAUACGCAAAGGAUGAUGGUCGUUAUAUUGAUAAUGAGAUAGACUUCUCAGUAUGCAUCAUUGUUGCUACCCAUCGCAAUUCGCUGAUUGGAAGUGAAGAGGAGAUAUGUACACAGAUCGAGGAGAAGUUUGCCAAAAUUCGCAAAGCAAUUGAAAACCAGGUGUACAAGUCCCAUGUCUAUCCGAAAUAUUUUGCUGUUGAGAACAAACUCUCAUCUUCAGAUGGAAAUAUCAUUGAACUCAAGAAAGUUAUUCUUGAAAUGAAAGAGAAGUUCAAUCGACCUAUCCCUCACAAGUGGCUAGAUUUGUUGAUUGCGAUCCAGGAAUUAAGUGAAGGAAGGGUGACUCUUCUUCUGGAGCAGUCUACUGAUUUCAAAAAAACAAAUUUCAUUGGCCGAAUUGAUGUCAGAGUUGCACUGCACUCUGAACUGUAUAGUGCUCCAUGGUCUACUGGUUUUGUAACAACAACAGUCUAG
Molecule: messenger RNA, 893 nt
Organism: Anneissia japonica
Lineage: Eukaryota; Metazoa; Echinodermata; Crinoidea; Comatulida; Comatulidae
Product: probable serine/threonine-protein kinase pats1
Exons: 8
Source: RefSeq, a predicted model, not a curated record